CCACCCUAGUAUUCCGCCUCUCUCUCUCUCUCUCUGAGCAAAUCACCACCUUCAAUUGCCUCAAACCUCCGACUAACUUCAGUCGCCACCGUCGACGACGGCCGCCCAUGGAAUCCAUGCCGCCUUCGGAUGAGAAUGGUUGGGUGAAUCCUCGUCGACCCUUAAAUCGCCCUCCCGUUGAUUUAAUCCUUGAGAAUCUCCGACCUCGACCUCGUAAUCCCUCUCCGAUCUCCACCUCGAAGUCGGAAGAAACUCCGAUCUCCACCUCCAAGACCGAAGAAACUCCGAUUUGUAUGUUUUCUCCGUAUCCCUCUUCGAUCUCCACUAAUUAAUCACCCGAGAUAUGGCCGUCUCUGCCGCCCCCCACCGCGAUGACCGACGAGAGCGGAGGGCUCGCCGGCGGCGAACGGCUCGUCGAUGGCAGAGCUCUCUGUAAAUCUACCGGUGGAUCUCUCAGUAAAUCUUUCACCGAUCCUUACUGGAUUCGUGGUGGAUCUUAUGGCUGGAGCGCCGAUUUCGAUUGGGAAUCCGACGAUGAUAUGUCUUCGAUGGAAAAUGAGGAAGACUUGGUGGAUCCUUACUUCUUAUGGCUGAUGUGUGAGUUCGAAUUGCUCCAGUGUGCACCCAUCUGCCCACUGUACUCUUGCUUUGUCCUAAACCCUUUGCUAAAGUUCGUAUACUGCCUCUCUUUGAUAACUGUAUACUGCUUCCCAUAGUCGGUGAACAGUUGAACGGGAGAUGGAGAAUUUCUCGAUGGCUUGCUGCUUCUUCCCACGAAGGGGCUUCCCAUUCACACUUCCUUCAAGAAGAUAUUGCACAAUUUCAUUUCUUUUUGGGGUGGAUAGAUCCUUGAUCACCACCAUUUUUGCCUUCUUGAAACUGAAAUUGUUGGAGCUCCACUUUGAAGGGAAUGCAGCCAGUCCGAUUCUUAUUUAUAGAAUAUGAUUAUCAUUUUUGGUGGGAAGUUCAAAUUUUUUAGCUUUGGAGCCUUAAUUAUGUAUGUUGGCAGACAUUCACUUUAAUGAAAUGAAGUUUUUGAUUAGU
This is a messenger RNA of Salvia miltiorrhiza (redroot sage), 1044 nucleotides long. RefSeq lists its product as uncharacterized. The transcript has 2 exons. The record is from RefSeq and is a predicted model, not a curated record. NCBI's taxonomy places the organism in Eukaryota, Viridiplantae, Streptophyta, Magnoliopsida, Lamiales, Lamiaceae. Bases 372 to 716 code for a protein of 114 amino acids.